CCACCAGAAGUCCGGGUGAUAUGGAUGGGUCACAAAGUAUCAGCACCAGAAGCGAGGACGGCAGUUCUGACACCAGCCUGGAGGAGGCGCUGACCUUCUCUCCAGACCUCGGACUGUCACCUGUCACCUGUCUUUCCGGAAACAUGGAUCAUCUCCACUGCCUGGACAGUAUCAGUCCAAGGAGGAGGCUGAAACUUUCCCCGGAUUCGCAGAAUCCCAGCCCCAGCGAUGAGACGCCGCUACACGCAACCAUGGGAACCGCUUCCUUCUCAGAUUUUCCCAUUGAAUCCACUCCUCCACAGACCUGCAGCACAAGCGAUUCUUCCCGUGACUCCACCCUCCGCAAACCGAUAAAGAAGAAGGCGACAAGAAGAGCGAACGUGAGGAGGGGCGAGGAGAACAGACCCCACGCAGACACCAGGAAGAAAAAAUCCAGAAUGAAGCUUUCGGAAUUGUUCACCAGCCCGGAGCUGUCAGUGAGACAACAAAGUCACAGAGCGGAGGAGGACACCAAAGAAAGAUCCAUCGUCCAGAGGAGCGACGCAACAAAAGGCUUUCCGCAGAUGGGUGACAUCAGUCCAACCUUUAACGCUGCCGGUAAUGAAGAAGACGACCUGAUUGGUGAUUUUUCGAAGCGGUAUUGCUUACCCGUGGAAAGAGGCAAACACCAGGACCUCAGAUAUAUUACAAGUCAUACGCUGGCGGAUCUACUGGAAGGAAGAUACGAGGACACUGUGGGGAAGUACCAUGUGGUGGAUUGUCGCUAUCCGUAUGAGUAUGCCGGGGGGCAUGUCAAGGGAGCCUGGAAUUUAUAUAAAGAAGAACUUCUAGCAGAAUAUUUUCUGAAGAGACCGUCUCCUCCCGGGAGUCGAGCAGUGCUGAUAUUUCACUGCGAAUUCUCCUCGGAGAGAGCGCCAAAACUGUGCCGUACAUUAAGAAAUCUGGACCGGAAGGAGAACAUAUAUCCCCAUUUAUAUUACCCUGAGGUCUACUUGCUGAUGGGAGGUUAUAAGGAGUUUUAUGAAAACUUUACGGAUCUUUGUGAGCCCCAAGGUUAUGUGAACAUGCUUCACAGCGACUUCACAGAUCAACUGAAGAAAUACCAUAAAAAGAAGAAGCCCCCCUCAGGAAAAAGGGUGCGCAAGGAGCUCUUCAAACCACCCAACUCCAACGGAGGCUUCAGUCCUGUGACCACGCAAAGUUUAUUAAAACUCUGAAUCAAUAAACGUUUGUCCGUAAAACAACACCAAGCAAAAAAAUAUUUGAGGAACUUUAUUAAAACCUCACUCCAAAAAAAUUAAAAAAAUUAAAAAACCCAACCUGGGAACCCAAGUUGUACAGUGAAAAUUCAAAAACUUUUUUUUUGGGCUCUGGCUACCAAGAUAAGAAGAGAUGAGUAGUCUCCACCAUUGGAGGAAGAAGUGUCCACCACUAAAGGAAGAAGUGUCCACCAUUGGAGGACGAGGUCUCCACCAUUGGAGGAAGAAGUGUCCACCAUUAAAGGAAGAAGUGUCCACCAUUGGAGGACGAGGUCUCCACCAUUGGAGGAAGAAGUGUCCACCAUUAGAGGACGA
Rana temporaria (common frog) is the source of this 1574-nucleotide messenger RNA. RefSeq names its product M-phase inducer phosphatase 1-like. Gene Ontology annotation, molecular function: protein tyrosine phosphatase activity. Bases 21 to 1217 code for a protein of 398 amino acids. Gene Ontology annotation, cellular component: nucleus; cytoplasm. NCBI's taxonomy places the organism in Eukaryota, Metazoa, Chordata, Amphibia, Anura, Ranidae. Gene Ontology annotation, biological process: protein dephosphorylation; positive regulation of G2/MI transition of meiotic cell cycle; G2/M transition of mitotic cell cycle. The record is from RefSeq and is a predicted model, not a curated record. The transcript has 12 exons.